This is a messenger RNA of Nannizzia gypsea CBS 118893, 192 nucleotides long. RefSeq lists its product as hypothetical. Lineage: Eukaryota; Fungi; Ascomycota; Eurotiomycetes; Onygenales; Arthrodermataceae. The record is from RefSeq and is a predicted model, not a curated record. The transcript has 2 exons. Bases 1 to 192 code for a protein of 63 amino acids.
AUGGGGAUAAAUAAAGAGCCCAUCCCGGCAAAAGCGUCUAUUUCCACCGACCAAAAGUUAACCACUGACUUAGCAAUCACAACGCUUGAGCUUGAGCAAGAAGAACAGCAAGGCAGGCGAGAAAAGGCCGAAGAAGAAGAAGAAGCAGAAGAGAAGCAGAAGAAGGGGGAGUUUGAGGCUCACCAACCCUGA